UUCGCAAAUCCUCUCGCAAAUCGAUCGCGUGAACUCGGCUCGUUGCCCAAGUAAGACCUGCUUGUGCGUAAUAACCCAUAUCUUAUAUCGAAAGGGUUUUUAAUCAAGGCAAACGAAUCAAGGAAAGAAAGAUAAUACAUCUUGAGAUGAGCAAACGACUGGAAACCGUAGCCACGAUGACCUGCAUGAAGAUGCUGCUGAUGCUCUUCAAUUUCGUCUUCUGGGCGUCUGGAGUGUUGAUGCUAUGCAUCGGCAUAUGGAUGCGCCUCCAGCUGCGGGAUUACAUGAACAUGAGCGUGCAAGGCAGUGGGGCCGCUUUGCUAGCACUCGCGUGCUUAGGCGCGGUGUUGACCGUCGCUGCGGUUCUCGCCUGUUGCUGCACCGCGCGGGGUCAUCCUGCUCUACUCUAUUUGUACGGCGCGUUCCUGGCUGUUGUGGCGUUGCUAGAACUUGGCGCGGGCGCGUCUGUUUAUGCUUACCGCGCGAGUUUGAACGAGGGAUUCGAUCAAGGCUUGAACGAGAGCAUGGCAGCUUACGGGCAAGACAACUCCAAGAGCAGUCACAUCGAUACUAUGCAAUCGACUUUGCACUGCUGUGGCAAUCGCGGGUAUGCCGAUUGGCUCACUCUGGAACCACCAAAGGAUAUUCCUUUGUCCUGCUGCAAGGUGCCUCAGGAUAAGUGCGAACCGCGGAACCUAGAAGACAUUUAUACUGAGGGAUGCUACAAUCGUGUACUGGACUUCAUAAAUAGCAACAUCGGUGUUGUGGCUGGUACGGCGAUCGGUGUAGCCUUUUUCCCAUUAGUCGGCAUCUUCCUAGCAUGCUGCCUAGCCAGUAAUAUCAAUAAGGCCGAGUACGAGCAGGUUGCUUAGACAAGGUAUUUGCGCAAAUAGCAACGACGAUCUUACAAUUCGCAUCGCUAUAACUACAACGGCGAACAACACGAUUUAAUGACAACACGGAAAUGAUUGAGACAAGCGCGCAUUUUAUCACUUUGGUUUUAACUGUCGACAUUUGCAGAUAAGAAUUGAAUAAAAACUCAUAAUAUGAGGUCUAUUUGUGUAAUAUAAAAUGGAUAUGGAUCUUAUAUACCAAUUAAAUUAUACAAAGUUACGUUAAUCUUGCAUUAAGCUCUUUAAUUUUUACUUAAAUGCUCGGUUAAUUGAAAUACACACUCUUAUAUUCUGACAAUUCUACAAUUCAUUUUAAUUCAAAAUUAAUAUAAAUCAAUAAUGUUAUAUCGUAAUGUUAUGCCGAGUUAUAUUUACUUGAUACCGUUACAGAUGUAAUAACACACUUGGAAUUUAUAUAAAGAUUAAUCUUUAAAAUUAAUGAUAUACAUCUAUUAAAUAUAUAUACACAGAUCUUAAUAUACCAUUUAAGAUCUUCUAAAUAAAGUUCUGUUAAUAUCAAGUUAUCAACAAAUUCUGUUACGUCAACAACAAAUUAAUAGAUAUUAACAGAAAAAUAAUGCCCGAUUUCUUCAUGUCCAGUUAUCUUGCGGUUAAAAUUAUCCAGGAGAUAAACUACCAGAUCCACGUACGUAAUUGGUUAAACUUGAGAUUUAUCCUCCGGAUAACUUUAUCAGGAAGUGAAGAAAUCGGGCAUAAGGAACGUACUAUUUUGGAUUAAUAUAGUUUCAUUUGUUUGUAUUUUUCAUUUCAAGAUAUGGUAAUGAAGAAAAUGUACAAAUUAAUUUAUGAAAACUUUUGUAAAGUUAAGGAAGAUAUGACAAUUAUAUAAAUUAUUGUAUAAAUGAAGACAUUCAUUUCCAUGAAAGAGUUAAAUAAUGUUGUAGAAUGCGAACGCAUAAUUAGCAUUUUUAUCGACAUUGAAAAUAUAACUUAAUUACCGCUAUCUUCAAAAAUAUUCAAUAUUUAAAUUGUACGGCGUAAAAAAUGAAUAAAUAUUUCGAUUUAAAUAUCAAGAUCUAAAAUUUGGUGAAAAUCAAAUAUACUCAUGAAGAUAGAAAAUAUACAUACGAAGAUAGAACAAAAUACAAGAGUAUGUCAGUAGUAUGGGUUAUUAUUUUUAUUAAUAGAAUCACCACGCGAAGAAUAGUUUGUAGUAGAGUUCAUUUCACGAAUGACUGCUUAUGACAACGAUAGUAUGAAAGGUAAAACAAACUUCUAUGUUUUUUAAUACUAUCCUAUGAAUCCCCUUAGAUGUACUAACGACUUCUUGAAUCUUAAGGCAGAAGUACAGACUUCUGCAUAACGCAAAAUGCACAAGAGAAUUAAUAAUCAGUCUUUAUUUCUAUUCUGGGAAGGGAAAUAGACGAUUCUGAUUGAUUUAUUCUUUUAUGCGUCAUGCAUUAUGCGUUAUCCAAAAGUCGGUGCUGCGGCCCUUAGUCUUAACGUAUUCCACGAAUUUAAAAUCUUUCAUUCUUAAAUCUUCCAAAUAUUUUUCGAUGUAUUAUUAAAAUGUAUUCUCAAAAAUUCUAUAUGUUCUAUGUAUUAUGUAAAAUCAAUAUAUUUAUCUUCUACAACAUUCGCCUUCAAAUAUUCACGAUUCAAUGUGCAUUAAAAAUCUUGUGACUGUUUUUAUUUGGGGGGGGGGGUCCCACUUGCCUACAAUUCCAAUUACCUACAGUUUUGUUUGCACACAAAUUUAGCAGAGUUGCUCGAUUGCCUACAUUCCCGAUUGCCUACAAUCUCGAUUGCCUACAGUUUCGUUUGCACACACGAAAUUAUUAACCCUCAAUCCCUACCGUGUUUUUCGACACCCUCUAUCCUUACCUAUGGGUCGUUUUCGUCUUCGCUCUUAUAACUAUAUAAAUAAUGGUUUAAAAAAUCUGAAAAAAAUCAUGUAUACUCUUCAAACAUUUCUCUUUAAAAAACUAUCAUUAUAUUAUCCCUCUCUCCCAAAUUUAAUAUGUAUUUUUUAAUAAAUAAUGAGAAAAAUCGGUAAAAAAUUUAAUUUUAAAAAAAAUAUAUAGUGAUGGUAAAAAUAAAAAAAAAUUUUUUUAAUCAGUUUCUAGAAGGAAAAAAGUUCCUCUUUACGAAAAAAAAGUCUGAUCAACGAAGAAUGAAAACAGAUAUCAAAUUUCAGCGUAUAAAAAUUGGUAUUUUUUGAGGAUAAAUAGUGUUGUAAAAUAAGGAACAUUAAUAAAUCUACAAUUUUUUUUCUGCUUAAAGUUUUAACAAAUUAUUAUUUAAUACAUAGUAAAAAUACAAAAUUAUGUUAUAAAAAUAGAAAAAGGACAGAGUUUAAAAGCAGUCGCGACAGCAAUUUAAACGAUGAUCAUCGCAAACGGGUUUGUUGCAUCGAGCACAACAUUGGUUUUAUCAUUUUUAUAUAAACAAUAAAAACAUCUUUUUUUUUUAAAUUUAUUAGUUAAUGUCCAAUCUUCCCAAUAUUUGCCGAAUGCUAAAUUUUAUUGGUCUGCUUAAAGUAUUUUGGAUUUCUAACCUGCAUUGUACAUGUUCAACUUAAAAUAUAUAUAUAAUUAUGUUCUAAAAUGCAUGUACGUGUCCAAAAAUACUUAAUUAUUAAAAAAAAAAUUUUUUUUUUAAGUUAUUUUUACUCACGUAAUCCCUAUCUACGGGUCGAAAACGUCCUAUUUGAAUUUUACCUGGCUGGCGUUUGGAAUAGAACAAACGGACCGGGCUGGCCUUUUGCAUUAAAAACUCUUCUCCUCCAAAGUUUUUUUUAGUACAACUUUGAUGGCGCUAGCAUUACGGUUGUACGAGAAAUUAAGAAUAGUAGUUUUAAGCAGGACGAAAACGACCUAUAGGGAGGGACUGAGGGUUAAAUAAUAUUAUGUGUGCAAUCCUACUCUUGUACCUUAAUUAUUUUCAUAUGUGCAAACAAAGCUGCAGGCAAUCGAGAUUGUAAGCAAUCGGGAAUGUAAGCAUCGAGCAGUUCUGCUAAAUUGUGUACAAAUGAAGCUGUAGGCAAUUGGGAUUGUAGGCAAGUGAAGCCCUCUCUUUUUAUUUCAUAUAAAUUUGACGAUUUUAUUUCGAUUAAGUAAUAUUUACAAUCAGUGCAAAAUAUUCAAUAAAAAUAAAAUUCUCUUUCGAUAAAUAAAAUUUUUAUCAUAUCGAGUUAUUAUAUCAAACAAAAUAAUGAAGCAAGAAAAUUAUCACACAAAACAGUAUGUAAAGUGUUGCUUUAUACGUUUUAUUAAAUAUAAUCUUGGAAUUAAGUUAUAUAAUUUAUUUAAUUUAAUUAUAACUUUCUUGCUGUAAAAUUAAAAAAUAAAUGUAUAUAUAAUUAAAAAAAAUAAAUGUAACAGAUGCAACUUAUGAGCGUAUUUACGAUCUUCUUAAAUAAAUAAUGAAAUAUAAAUAUAUUAUUUAUUUAGUGAGAAGAAAUAUUAUAUUCUUCGGAAAAAACUACGUAAAGGUUACCAAUACUGAUAUAUUACUUUUUGUUUUUGGAUAUUUCUUAAAGCCAAAAAUAAAACUGUAAAAAACUGUUAAUGUAAACUAAAAAGUGUCAAAUAACAGUUUUAUAAUACUCAGUUAAUGCAUGCGUCGUAUAAUUUUGUAACAAUUUUUUUUGCAAUAUAAUUAAAAAUAAAUGUCUGAAAAAUUGAGUCUCAAACAUAACAUAGGAGACUGCAAUGGUAGAAUUCAGACACGUAAUAGAGAAGUUAAUUAUAAAAUAAAUUGGAGAAAUAACUCGGUGAUAGAACAAUUUAAAAACGACAAUCGGUAAGACAAUUUAAUAAAAAAUUUUUUAUAAUUAUUUUCUGUAUAUUAAACAACAAAAUUCAUAAAAUAAAAAAACAAGAAUUGAACAUUUUAAAAAUAAAAUCAAUUAAAAAUUAAAAAAUAAAAAUACACAAUUUAAGAAAUUUUUUUAAAUAUGUUUUUGAUAAAUAUAUUUAAAAAAUAUUUAAGGAAUAAAUAAUUUAUUGGGAAUGAAAUUAUGUUAUGAAAAAACCAGAUCUCACUUUCAUGAUCUCAGUAACAGAAAAAUGUAGCGAUUUACGUGAUAAUUUUAUGUUUCAUACUGCAUUAUACGAAAAAUGUCAAGUUGUAGUCAUUUUACAAUACAUGUAAAAUUAUUUAAUAUUAUUAAAAUUAUUAUUGUUUAAACUAUGCAGCUUGCAAAAGAAAAUCGUAUAAACAUUUUUAUUUCGUUUCUGAAGAAUUUAUUUAUGAUUUAUUAUCAUUAAAUCAUAAAUAAAUUAUGAAUUUUAUUUUUUGAGUAAAUUUUAUCUAAAUAAACCAUAUUUUUUUUAUUAUUAACUCUCACAACUUUAGAAUUUGACAUUGUUGUCACAACGGAUAGGAUAUGCCCAAACAGUUUUUAUUUAUUUAUAUUUCCAAGUCCAAUUUUAACUCUUCGUAUACUGCAUAUUUAUUUUUCAACCUUCGCAUACACAUUGAGUUGUUGCCACUUAUGGCAAUUUUCAAACAACUAUAUCUUUUAAAAUAUUUAUACUACAAUUCUGAAAAAAUUCAUGGAUUAACUUUAAUAUUAAUAGAAAAUAUUUAUAUUUUUGGUAUUAAAAAUUAAGAAAUUUUAUAUUUAAAAAAUUAUUAUACUUUGCGAUUUAAAAAAAUUUUUUAGUUUUUGAAUUUUUAUCUAUUUAUCACGGUGCUACUAAAAGGUACAGAGCGUUGAAUUUUUAGGGAUCAAAAAAUUAUGGGUGGUAACCAGUGUGUAUAUGAAGGGUUAAAUAUUAAAUAGUUAAAAUUUAUUUAAAUAUAUUUUAUAAUCGUAAAUACAAAAUAUAAAAAAUUAAUAUCUUAAAAUAUUGUAAAUGUAUAGCUUUCAAAAAUAUUUAUAAAAAAAUAUAAAAAUAUUUUUGAACAAAUCAACUUUUUUGAAAAAUUAUGCCAUACCCAUUAUGACAACUGAUCGAAGAUUAAUACAAUAUUUAGUUUUCAAGAAAUAAAGAAAUUAAGAGGCCUAUGUCAGUAUUGGCGACCUUCUUUCAUGAUACUAUAAAUAAAUUCCCUCCGGCGAAACAAUUAAUUAAUUUGUCUACACAUUUUCUUUUCAUUGCAAUCAAACUGUUCUUAUUGGAGAAUAAUAAUUCAACUUAUAACCCUAUGAUUUAUUUAGCGCUUACAGUGCACUUGUGAGUAUCGUAAGAUCUUGUUUAAUAUUUAGUAAACAACAAAAUGCUUAAGCGCUUAAAAUGUGUAAUAAAACGUUUUGAUGAAAAGAUCUUAAUUCAAAUAAAUAAACGACAGAAAUUUAUCAUUUGUACACAAUAACUGAAUAAUUGAAAUAAAAACAUUCCAAACAAUAAAAAAUUUAAAAACAAUUUAAAGAGCUUACGUGUAUUAAGCACUAUAAGCAUCGCAUUUCAUUUUUGUUGUUUAUCAAAUAUUAAACAAGGACAAAUUGCUUAUAAGAAAAAAAAGCUCGAAAAAAAUCAAAAAAUUUAAGAAGUCCAUUAAUCCGCAUUUAUCAUAUCUUUAAAACUUUUCUAAUUUUUAAAUUCAUUGAAUAAUUCAAAAAUCUAAUAAGUUUAAAAAAUUAAAAAAAUUUUUAAAUUUAGAUAGUUUAACAAAUAUUUACAUUUUUAUUUUAUAUCGUGUUUAUUUUAGACUUUUUAUCAAACUUUGUUAAUCUUACCUUUAUAUAAUACUUAUAUCCCUUUAUUACUUAUCAAUCGACAUUGAUUCCAACAAAAUAUGUGAUCAUAAUAUUAAUUAUCGAAUAAAGAAUUGAUUUUAUUGCUAAAAUCGCUAACAAUUAUCCCAUAAAAUUUUUAUAAUUAUUUUUUACACAAAGUAAUUGUUGCGGAAGUUUUACAUUUUGUACAAGCGAUUAAUACAUAUAAUUAUGUAUUACACUAUUAUCAUGUUUCUACAUAUGACCUUUAUCAAAGUUGAACUAUUAUAUAAUAGUCAUUAACAUUGUGGGAAGAACUAUAUACAUAUUAUAUUAUAUUGUAUAUUAUAAGGAUUUCAUAUAUGUAAAAUACAAACAGAAAAUAUUUUACAAAACAUAUACAUAUAUAUCUGUGUGUGUGCACAUAAUAGACGUGCGCGCGCGCGCACACACACACACACGCACAGUAUAUGCAUGUAUAUAUACAUAUACAUUCAUUAAUUUAUUAUAAAAAUAUAAAUUAUACUUAUGUAUACAAAGUGAGACACUUAACUUGAUCAUUUUAAACAUUUUCUAUUUUUAUCAGAUUUUUAUUUUAAAAAAUUAGAGUUUAUGCUGAAAUUACUUUGACAAAUUUUUAUUAUUCUAUGUUAUAUAACUAGAUAUUAUAAUUCAGUAUCAUUGUAAUAAUUUUAUGAUAUGAUAUUAAUAAAAAUAUCAAAUAAGAUUUAAUAAAUAUAAACAAGUUAAUUGUCCAACUUUUAUUCUAUAACCGUGUUAUAAAGAGUAUAUUACAGAAUAAAAAUAAUUUAUAAAUUAAUUGACACUUAUAAUACAUAAAAAAGGUCUAAGAGCUCAUACAGAACAAGAUAUUCUAUGAAAAUCCUAGAAUAUUUUAUGAACAUUCUAGAUAUUCAUAGAAUAUUCUAGGAUGUUCAUAGAAUAUCUUGUGCUGUAUGGGAAGUUACUUACAAAUUGUUCUUAAAUCUAUAUGCGAUGUCAAGGCUGUGUCGAGGAUGUGUUACGUGUCAUGCAAAUCCGUAGCCGAAUCGGUAUUUGAUUGUUUACAAUGUUACGGCUUUUAUGUAUGUUUAUUGUAUAUCGCAGAACAUGUGCAUCUUACACAAGUUCUGAUAAGCCUUAAAUAAAAGUCAAUGAAACAUUGA
Molecule: messenger RNA, 7685 nt
Organism: Monomorium pharaonis (pharaoh ant)
Lineage: Eukaryota; Metazoa; Arthropoda; Insecta; Hymenoptera; Formicidae
Product: tetraspanin-7
Exons: 5
Coding region: 147-872 (241 amino acids)
Cellular component (GO): membrane
Source: RefSeq, a predicted model, not a curated record